AUGCGGUUUGACAGUGAUGAUCAUACCGAUGGUGAUAGCCCAGAUGAAUUUGAUAGUCAAAAGAACAGCGAUGAUGAUGUUGUUGGGAAGGCGCCAUUUUUCUGUAAUGAUGACAAAUUUGAUCCUAGAUUUGCAUUGGGAAUGCAAUUUAGUAAUAAAAAGGAAUUUCGGGAGGCCAUUCAUUCUCAUGCCAUUAUGACUAGAAGAAAUCUUGUGAGAACAAGAAAUGACAAUAAGAGGAUUUAUGCAAGAUGUAAGGCCGACGGGUGUUCAUGGCAUAUUAAUGCAGUGAAGAUACGAGAUGAAUUGGGAUUUCAGAUCAGGGAGUACAAUCAUGUGCACAUUUGUGGGUCCAGUUUCAAUGUGAAGAAUGUGAGGAUAAAUUGGCUAUCACAAAAGUAUGUGGAGGCAUUCAGAUCUGAUCCCAAUAGAAGUGCGAAAGGUUUCAGACAAGAUGUAAUCAGACAGCUACGCUGCAAUGUGUCUAGGGGACAAGCAUACGCGACAAAAAGAAGAUGUCUACAAGAAAUACAAGGGGAUGGAGCUGAGCAAUAUGCAAGACUGUGGGAUUAUGCUGGUGCUUUGAAAAACAAGAAUCCAGGCUCAACAAUAAUCAUGAACCUAGAAGAUGCUGAUGCAAUAGGAAAGAAAAAAUUUAAAAGGUUUUAUGUGUGUUUUGCAGCAGUAAAGAAUGGAUUCUUGAGUGGAUUAGUUCUGAGUGAAAACAAAGAAAAUUGGGAAUGGUUUCUAACAUUAUUAAAGGAAGAUUUGAACAUUAUAAGGGAUGAUGCCUACACCUUCAUUUCAGACAAACAAAAGGGCAUUUUACUAGCAUUUGAAAAGGUUCUUCUUGGAGUAGAAAACAGAUUUUGCGUGAGACAUCUUCAUGGUAACAUGAAGACUGCUGGCUUCAAGGGGUUGGGGUACAAAAAGGCUUUAUGGAAGGCAGCAAAGACUACUACAGUCAGUCAAUUUCAAAGAGCAAUGCAAGACAUAGCUGAGUUGGAUGUAAGAUGCCUUGAGUGUUGUAUCCUCGAGGCAAGAGAGAAGCCUAUAUUGACAAUGUUGGAGUGGAUAAGAGAGUAUGUAAUAACCAGAAUGCAACAACUUAGGGAUAGGGCUGAGAGGUUGUGGGAAGGUAGGAAAUUAUGCCCAAGGAUAAAAAAAAUUGUGGAUAAUAAUCUGAAAAAAGCCGCUGAUUGCAUCCCAGUGAAGUCUGACGACAUACAUUAUGAGGUACAAUGUUUUGAUGGUGCAAGAUACACAGUUGACUUGAAGGAAAAAACUUGCUCUUGUAGAUCAUGGGAUUUGACAGGUAUCCCAUGCAACCAUGCAAUGAGUGCAAUAUCUGCACAAGUUCUGGAUCCUGAUGACUUUGUGCACAAGUGUUAUAAUGUUGACACUUUCUGCAAGGUAUAUGCACCAGCAAUCAUGCCUCUUGAUGGACUAGAAAUGUGGGAAAAAGCUGGUUACAUUCCACCUGUGCCUCCAAAUUUUGGGAGGAAAAAGGGGAGGCCUGCAAGGGCAAGAAGAUUGGAACCCGACGAGGUUCGGAAGGGCAAGAAACCUGCAACUAUAAUUGACAAAUUGCCAAGGCAAAGAGGAAAAAGGAUAUGCAAAUUCUGUCAUCAAGUAGGACACACCACAAAAGGUUGUAAGUGGAAGAAAUUUGCUGAAGAAUUUCCAGUCGAUGAUGGGUUUGAGCAGGCUGUAGCAACUGAACAUGUAACAGCACCUGUACAACAAGAUGAGGUGAUUGUGAAUGAAGAUUGCCCCUCAGUAAGCCAACCUGAAGUAGUUAGUCAACCUGAAACUGAUGGUUCUUGUUGUUGUUCAUGUUUCGAUGCUGGUGUUGGUGUUGGUGUUGUUGUUCAUGUUUCGAUGCUGGGACAAGUUCAAAUUGAUGUCCCUGUAUUAGUACCAGCACCACGUUUCAUGCAUGCAAGGGUCAAUAUUAGAGCACCACCACCUAUGGUAGGACACCCUCCUGGUUUUGUUUCUCGUCCCACACAAGUGCAACUUGUUGAUUUUGAUGCCUCAACUCAAUCGAGCAAGGCCUCCGAUCCAAAGAGGACGGGGGUCUGCAGGUGCAGGGAGAUUGAUCAGAGAUCAUCAUGA
This is a messenger RNA of Sesamum indicum (sesame), 2118 nucleotides long. NCBI's taxonomy places the organism in Eukaryota, Viridiplantae, Streptophyta, Magnoliopsida, Lamiales, Pedaliaceae. The record is from RefSeq and is a predicted model, not a curated record.